This is a messenger RNA of Venturia canescens, 5156 nucleotides long. RefSeq lists its product as uncharacterized. NCBI's taxonomy places the organism in Eukaryota, Metazoa, Arthropoda, Insecta, Hymenoptera, Ichneumonidae. The record is from RefSeq and is a predicted model, not a curated record. The transcript is spliced from 2 exons. The coding region runs from base 937 to 2955 and encodes 672 amino acids.
CACGGUUAGGACGCGUCACGUCACGUCACACAGACUCUCGAUAGGAAACGAGCGAACGUAGUAAUUCAAUAAAACGCGUGCGCGUUCCCGGCCGAGAGAGAAAGAGAAAGAGGGAUAACGAAGAGUGACAAUUAUCGAUAAUGACACGUUUCUGUUGAUGUUUCUUUUGUUUCGAAAGAUUGUGAGGGAUCUAGUCCAGUGCGAAAUAGAAGAAAUUGAAACCGAGGUGGCAGGAUCCGAGAAGACAGUGAUUGGUGAUCGGCAAAUCGGGGGAUUUGAGCGAGUUUCGAAAUCGUUGAAAUAGGAGAAGUGCGAGUGCAUUGUCUCCGCCGAUUUUUCGUAUCGCGUCAGGGCAUAAAUCGCUUUGAUUACGAUCAGACACAUUGUUCGGAUUUAGUCGGAGCGAGUGAAUCGCGAGAAGGACGAAGGUUGAGCGUGGCUCGGGAGCGUCGGAGCAUACGCAAAUCUGGAGAAAAAUACGUGCGAGAUAAAGAGAAUAAUAGAAAUUGAUUUUGCCCGGAGGAUCGUGGAGUCUGAGCGGGGAAAGCGGGUCGAAAAGGGUUCGAUCGGAGCCACCGGAAGGGUCGAGAUCGAGGCGCGAUCGUUGUCAGUUCCGUGGUCGAAUUUAUCCGGGUAACGCGCGAUAGCACGGGGUGGGAAGCCACAAAAUUUAGUCGAACCUACUGAAGAGAAGACACCGAAAAACGGAGAGAUCGCGAGUGCGAAAGAGACGCGAGUGAUCGGUACUAAUCUUUUGGAGGAAACAGCCGCAGAGGGAGGCGAAAAAAUCGUGAAGCAAACGAUAAAUAUCGGGAAAAAAGGGGGAGAAAAAAGACGCUCGUGGCUCGCGAUAUACCGCGAUAUCACAUGCGGGAUUGACGCCAAGGAUGUUCUCGUAUUAAAGCAGGAGGACACAAGUGUGUCCCCCCAGGAGAGAUGGCGUGCAGAUUAACGUACGAGAGAACCGCUACGAGCACGAUACUUGUCCUGCUGGUACUGCUCGAGGCGGCACUGGUCCUGGAACAAGUGAACGGGGCGCCAGUUCAGCAGCAGCAGCAGCGCAACGACGUAUUGGCUGGUACCGAGUUCCUCUCGGUUUUCAUAAACGGAGCAAUGGCUCCGGUACCGGUGGCCCCGCCGUCGCAGCGACGUCGUGGUUACCGACGAGGCGGUGGUCUGCAUUCGACGAGUGACAAUGUCGCGGCGGAGUCGCGACAGAACGAAGCCUCGAUCUACAGAAUAUCACGCGCGCCCUCGAGCCCAAGGCCGUUCGUGACGAGGUCGGGUCACCGUGAAGAAAGUCCACGACUGUUGACGAUCCAUCAGCGUAAAAUCGACGCUCACAACGGGCCGGCGACGCUGUCAGGGGAGGCUGGAAAUUCGGGGGAAAUCGGUACGAACUUGAAGCAGGAACAUCAGCACCGAGGGCACCAGACGCCACGGAUAAUCCACCAGGCUCACCAAGGCCAGAAGACGUCGACGCUGCUCAAUCGCGAAACGAUCGCGAAGUCGAACUUCACCGAUCACUCGAGUUCGUUCGGCAACACUGUGAACGGGAGACACCGUCCGAACAGCAGAAAUUUCAAUCAAAAGGUCAUCGGCGUCAGCGUGACGUCGACCGUGGAAGCUACGCCGUACAGAGUCCGGGUCGAGCACCACGACUCCAACGGCAAAUCGAGCCUCUUGACGCGCCCACCGAUCCAGGAAGCGACCUCGAGCACGGGCUUCGACGCAGAAUCCGAAAAAACGAGCCACGGAACAACGCCGAGUACGAGCACCGCAACGAGGACGACGACGACGGCGAGAUCGACGACGACCGUCACGCCCCAGCCGGCUCACCUCGUCACCGAGGAACUGAGCAACAUCGUGUCCGAGUCGAACAGAAGCGAAUUUUCCGUCGACGAGGGCUUGCCAAAAACGAGCUGGCGCAACAAGUCCCCGGUGACAGGAAGUUCGGUCAUCGAACGGAGCAGCACACUUUCCCCAGCUUCCGCGUCCCCCUCGCCCCCUCUUAGCUUCACCCCAACUUCAUCUCUUUCCCGAAUUCAUAACCACCCUUCGGAUUCUCAAGAAACGAGCACCAGUCUCGAGCCCGUUGAAGAGAGCUACGAAAUGGCCGAGGAGAAUUCCGAACCCCUGGAGAUACACAAGGAGCCUCCGGAGGUACCGGAGCAAGUGCACCAGGCCCGCAAAGCCGGCAGACACUACGAGGCCUCUAUCUACAACCAUCCUACCAAAGUCUAUCCCCAGUCGGCCAAGGCGUACGAAAAGUCGUCGAGAUCGUACGGCGAGGGUACCAGGAACAUGUAUUCCCAACCGGAAGUAAACUACGGGGAACCAGCCAGGGUUUACUCCGAACCAGCGAAAGUUUACGGGGAACCGGCGAAGGUUUACAGCGAACCGUCCAAGAUUUACGGCGAGCCGGCCAAGGUUUACGGGGAGCCUGAAAGAGUCUACGGCGAACCGGCUCAAGUUUACUCGGAACCGGCGAGGGUCUACAGCGAGCCUGCCAAAGUUUACAGCGAGCCGGCGAAGGUCUACAGCGAACCGAGCAAGAUCUACGGUGCGGACGGAAGACCCGUCGUCCACAGGAUCCAUCACGAGGAGGAGCCGGAAGAGGAGAACUACGAAGUCGACGAAGCCGUCAGCGUCGGGAGCAACGGCAACGUUCACGGGCCCCAGAUCGUCACCGAAUCCUCGCCCAUCACGUCCUCGAAAGCUCCAACCUCCGCCUCGCAGGACUCCAGCGACGGUCACAAAGUCGGCUACGUCGUCGAGGAUCGCAACUAUCGAAAGUACAGAGUCGAGGAGAGAACGCCCGAUGGAUUCAUCGUCGGGGAAUACGGCGUUGUCAGCCACGACGACGGCUCCCUUCGAGGCGUGCGUUACACCGCCGACGGUACUAUCGAUCCCCGGCUAAUUUACGACGCCCUCAUGAAGUUUCUCGCUCUCUGAGAUCGCCGAAUCGGCGGAGGAGUUUUUUUCAUUAAUCGUAGAUUCAUAUGAACGGUGAUGAGAGACCUCGCGGUACUAAAGUUUCGUUUUUAAAUGAUCAGCGGAUACGAAAAAAUGGGAAUGUGGAGAUUUUCACUCGAGGGCUCCAAGCGGCACGAAAUUUUAUUUCAAAUUUCACAUUCGUUUGUUCAUUUUAAAACGAAACGAGAGCCUAGGCACAGGAAGGUGUCCGUGCGACGUCGGUUAACCGAACGACUGAUUAUUCUUUUUCCUCCUCAAAAUCUCAACUCUUGAAUUCUUCGUUUUCCUUUCCUCCUCACUCCAAUUUUUUCCUCAUUUCGUAAUUUCGGUACCCCUGCUCUUGCCAACUCAACUGCCUCACUCGUAAUAUUUAAGCGGCGAAUCCCAGGGUACGUUCGAACGUCGCAGGGAGGAUCGACGCGCUCUUUCGUCCUCGUUUCCUGUUUCUCGUAUCCUGGGACCGGCCUAGAUUAGUCAGAAGGAAAGAUUUUCCAUUGGGGGGUCCCCGACGACGACGUGGACGAGUUGACUCCUCGAAGUGCGCCUGCGUCUUUGGUUCAACGGUGCAGGGACCGUAGAUCGUUGAACGAACGGGCUCGUCGCUUGUGCAAUAAGCGAUGGUACGAAUGGAUCGUGCUUUUUCUCCAUUAAAUACGAAGAAAAAGAGGUUGCGAGAGAUAGAGAGAAAAAAAGAUACGCCAAAUAUACCAACGCGAGUUGUGAAGAGAGCGCCUGCCUCCCGGAGAUUAAGUCAGUAAGCAAGAGUCAAUCGUGUCAGUCGCGCGAGCUGCUUACCCCAUCAAUCUUAGCCCAAGAUAAGAGACACAAUGUAACGUUUUAAUGUACAGUUUGAUCGGCGGAGACGACGAGCGGACAGGGAACAAAACGACCAUCGUCUUGAUGGAUCGCGAUGAUUCGCAGCGCAGAGUAAAAUAAUUUCGCUUCGAUGAAAGUACGAUGAAAAAUAAAAAAUUAAAAAAAAAAAAAAAAAAACGAAUCUCCUGUACUCGUGUGUCGUGACAGCUUCUGUGAUGAACAAGUACGUUUGGUGAAUCGCAGCAGCCCGAGCCAACCGGAAACGCUGCGGAGCAAAACAGUUUCGUCGAAUGGCUCAACUUGACGAGUGAAAGAUUUUGGUUAGGCAGUGAGAACGCCCACAAAUUCGAUGUUCCGGGGCGAUGAUCGAUUUAUCAAAUAAAUCUUUCGUCCCCAGGCUCCGCUGCUGCGAUCAUUCAAUUAGAAAUUAUGAUUUUAUUUAAGUGUGUACCACGAUCGUACGACUUGUCACGGCAGCUCUCUUGACGCUACGUGCUAAACAACGAAAGUAAAAAUUAGAGUGCGGAUGAGAAGCGGAUCCUUCGUCGCGUACGAAAACUCACGGUUCAGGGUGAGAACUUUAGUGCCUAAGACGCCUCGCGGCGUUAAUAAAGUGUAUCUCAAUCGACGAGACAAACUUUCCCGCAUGGGGGAGGGUUAUCACUAUAUACAGUGCUUCGUAAUACUCUAUUUGUUAUUAUUUUAUAUGAUUAUUAUUAAUAUUAUUCGCAUUCGUACGUAGAUGUUAAUUAGUUCGUUGUCCUCAUUACCUCAAUUAUUGAGAUAGUUCCUCACGCUCCUUGACGUAGCAAUAUUGGAUUAAUUACCGAGGAUCUUGCCAGAUUCGUCGUUGACGUAAAUCGUCUUACAUUCCCCAAAAUUCGUCUCUCGCUCAUUCUCUUCUUCCAUUAAAUCGUAUAUUUACGUUUUUUUAGAUGCGAUCCUCAAGCAAAUCGAAAUACGUGACCAUUUCUCGGGAACCGGAAAUGGCCAGCGGAACUCUCGUUUCGGUAUGUCGCCGUAAUUUUUACAUUUUUACAAAAUCUUUCGACGUUUCCGGUCUCUCGAACGGGAAUAUUUCCUAUUGAAAAUAUGACACGAGACGAGGAUCUUUAUGCUCAUAUUCCGACGAUCCUCAACCAUCGAGCGUUCUUUUUUUAAUUCUCAUAUCGUUACUCAUGAUGAACAUUAUCGAAUGCCCAAUGCUUAGUCACGUAAGUGUAUUUUGGAUACGUAAGAUAUAUGCAAUGUAGGUAAUAUUUACUGUAAAAGCAUAUGCGAUUGUAACGUGAUGCGAGUUCGUGUGCCACCGCCAUUUUUUUUGUCAGAAAACAUUUUUUUUAAUAAAUCCAUUGUCAUAGAAA